AUGGCUCCGCAAGACAAACCUCGCCCGGAGGGGGACAAGCCCGAGGGUUUAUCCAAAUAUCUGAAGCGAAUGAAGACUGCUUUACGUUCACGCUCCAGUUCUAAGCGCCAGUCCGUAGCGACCCCAGAUGUCCCUUCAUCUAGCCAACCAACUGCGCUCAACCCAGUCCAGUCCGUCGCUGAGCCCACCACCGACUACAGUGCCAUACAACAAAUCAAAGCCCGCACUCUAUUCAAUAAAUACGGUCUCACCUUAGAGCCUGGUGAAUGGAAAUCACCCACCGACCUCGAACUCACUCGAGUAACCAAACCAAUCCGCAUGCGAGUCCACCGCACCUGCCACCGCUGCGAAACAAGCUUCGGCCCAGACAAAGUAUGCAUCAACUGCCAACACCCACGCUGCAAGAAAUGUCCCCGCAGCCCACCCGCCCGCGAGAAGGAACCCAACGAAUACCCUUCUCUUCCCAAAACCAAGAUCUCCGAGCUCCUCGCCCGCCAUGGCGGUAAUGGCAUACCGUAUACGCCACAUCUACGGGUUACAGGGAACCCAGCCGCGCCGCUAGCCAUGCCCUCGCGCUCCGGCGGGCAGGAUCUCGUCUUGAAGGCAGUGAGGCAGCGUGUGCACAGGAUCUGUCAUGCAUGUGAGACGGAGUUUGCACCGGGCUCGAAGGAAUGCGCCUCUUGCAGUCAUAUUCGUUGCAAGAAGUGUCCCCGCCAGCCGGCUAAGUUGGAUAAGUAUCCGGAUGGGUAUCCGGGUGAUGCUGAGCCGGUGCAAAUAAGGCCUAAUCGGACGUUCAAACCGCCCCGGCGGAGGGUUCGUUAUAUAUGCCAUGUGUGUACGACGAUGUACAAUGAUGGUGCGAAUAGUUGUGGGAAGUGUGGACAGGCUAAGUGUGAAGAGACUAUACGGAUUCCACCGAAAAAAAUCAAACGAGAGCCUGAUCCUGAAGUCCUCCGGCGGGUUGAAGAACGAUUAGCAGGCUUGAACAUAGAGUGA
Messenger RNA from Penicillium odoratum, 996 nucleotides. RefSeq lists its product as uncharacterized. The record is from RefSeq and is a predicted model, not a curated record. Bases 1 to 996 code for a protein of 331 amino acids. Lineage: Eukaryota; Fungi; Ascomycota; Eurotiomycetes; Eurotiales; Aspergillaceae. The transcript has 3 exons.